UUUUUCGUUCUGUUCAUUGUUUUUUUUUCUUCUAUCUUCUUGAAGACUAACUGUUUUUGACUAAAACCACUGAGUGGUAAUAUGAGCGCCUAUGAUCCUCUUUCCGGCCACCCGGGCCAUCUCUCUGAGGCUCAAGAAACUGCUUUGAAGGAAUUUCGCCAAGAGCUCACUACCGAAGAACUCAUUCCGGCGGAUUGGGAAGCUCUGGUUCAGCGAAUCGGGUACAACCGUUUUGACGACCAGACAUUACUUCGUUUCCUGCGGGCAAGAAAAUUUGACCUGCCCAAAGCCAAGUUGAUGUGGGCGAACAAUGAAAAAUGGAGAAAGCAGUUUGGAGCGGAUGAGAUUGCUGCCAAUGGCUUCGACUACCCCGAACAAAGUCAAGUGGUCAAGUACUACCCUCAGUUCUACCAUAAAACCGACAAUGACGGCCGACCUGUAUAUAUUGAACAACUCGGCAAGCUCGAUAUCAACAAACUCUAUGCCAUCACAACGCAAGACCGACAGCUGAAGAGGUUGGUUUCAGAAUAUGAGAAGUUUUUGAGGGAUAGGCUGCCUGCCUCAUCGAAGAUGACGGGUCAUCUUGUGGAAACUAGCUGUACCAUUUUGGAUCUGUACAAUGCCGGUAUUUCUACAUUUUACAAAGUGAAAGAUUAUGUCAGAGCAGCCAGCGCCGUCGGCCAAAACAACUACCCCGAAGUGAUGGGACACAUGUUUAUCAUCAAUGCACCAUAUCUCUUCUCAACCGUCUGGUCUCUCAUUAAACCCUGGCUGGACGAAGCCACUGUCCGCAAAAUCCACAUCUUGGGCAAAAAUUACAAGCCCGAGCUUUUGCAGUACAUCCCCGCCGAAAGCUUGCCCGCUGAUUUGGGGGGUACGUGUAAAUGCCCUGUCGGGUGUGAAAUGAGUGAUGCAGGGCCCUGGAAUGUGAGUACGACGACGGCUGUCUGAGAUAGGUGUAAGGAGUGGGAUAAAGAAUGCUUCUCUGCUUGUUGUUUCUGACUUUUUGGGGGAAGACGUUGUAUAUGGUUUUAAUAGAGUUGGAAAAUGUAUGACAUCUUACACAUGCCACUAAUGUGGCCUUGUUUACAUGACCUCAUACUCUUUGAGUCACUGGAUGCAUUGAAAGAUUGGAUCAUUAGCCUAUACUGUGCGUUACGGAGACUAAAUGAACAAUGGAAAGAGUCACGUGGUAAUAGAGAGAGAAAAGUAAAGGUCUCAGGUAUGGAAAGGAAAAUCACUGUAAAAUCUACUAUCGUUCCAGGCCGUACAACUGUCAUAACUAAAUGAGACGGUAAAGUAAGC
Messenger RNA from Cryptococcus deneoformans JEC21, 1305 nucleotides. RefSeq names its product sec14 cytosolic factor, putative. The coding region runs from base 82 to 951 and encodes 289 amino acids. Lineage: Eukaryota; Fungi; Basidiomycota; Tremellomycetes; Tremellales; Cryptococcaceae. The record is from RefSeq and is a predicted model, not a curated record. The transcript is spliced from 8 exons.